AUGAACCAUACAAAUAACACAGUGGUAAAUGAAUUCAUCCUGUUGGGUUUUCCAAGCCUACAGAAAUUCUACCCUGUCCUUUUCUUGGUUUUUCUACUGAUAUACCUUUUCACAGUCACAGGUAAUAUCCUAAUCUUUUUGACGAUAAUUCUGAAUUGUAAUUUGCAGAUUCCAAUGUUUUUAUUUAUAAACCAUCUCUCUGCAAUGGAAAUUUUGUACACUUCAGUAAUAAUUCCCAAAAUGCUCUCAACCUUUGUGACAUCCAGUAACCGUAUUCCGUUCAACAGCUGCAUGAUUCAGCUUUACCUUUUCAGCUCGCUUGGAGCAUCAGAGUGUUACCUUCUCACAGUCAUGGCCUACGAUCGGUUUCUUGCCAUCUGUAAACCAUUACAUUACUCUGCACUAAUGACAAACUUGAAAUCUUUCCAGCUGGCCUCUGGGUCUUGGGUGGGUGGCUUCCUUUCUCCAGUCCUGCCUGUAACCUUGAUAUCUAAGUUGGUAUUCUGUGGACCAAAUUCAAUCAACUACUUCUAUUGUGAUGCUCAACCUCUUCUCCGACUGUCCUGCAGUAGAACUUAUUUGACAGAAGCCACAAUAACUAUUUUAGCAUCUGGCCUAAUCUUUAGCUCCUUUCUUCUUACAGUUAUUUCAUAUAUAUUCAUUAUUUUGACAAUUUUGAGAAUACCCACAUCCAGUGGGAGAAAAAAGACCUUUUCUACCUGUGCUUCACAUCUGAUUGUUGUUAUUAUGUAUUAUGGAACAAUUACUUGUAUUUAUAUGCAGCCCAUGUCUAGUUUCCCUUUAGAGAUCAACAAAGUUCUUUCUCUGUUAUACACAGUAGUGACCCCAAUGUUAAAUCCCAUAAUUUACAGCUUAAGAAACAAGGAGAUAAAGAAAGCUUUAUGGAGGACUCUACAAAGGGUUAAAUGUCAUACAAGCUGA
This is a messenger RNA of Xenopus tropicalis (tropical clawed frog), 942 nucleotides long. It is a transcript of the gene or6am1, whose product is annotated as olfactory receptor family 6 subfamily AM member 1. Gene Ontology annotation, cellular component: membrane; plasma membrane. Gene Ontology annotation, biological process: signal transduction; G protein-coupled receptor signaling pathway; detection of chemical stimulus involved in sensory perception of smell. Lineage: Eukaryota; Metazoa; Chordata; Amphibia; Anura; Pipidae. Gene Ontology annotation, molecular function: olfactory receptor activity; G protein-coupled receptor activity. Bases 1 to 942 code for a protein of 313 amino acids. The record is from RefSeq and is a predicted model, not a curated record. The transcript has a single exon.